AGUGGGAGAAUCACGACGAGGAGGAGGAGGAGGAGGAGGAGGAUGACUGGUGUGAGCAUGCCGAGGACUUCUCCCAGCGGAUAGACGGGCAGUGUGCGGACUGACACAGAGCCUCGUCUACAAGGGACCCUCGGACAUCGCCUCGUGCACACGAUAAUGCUAUGAGGAGAAGGUCCAGAGAUGACUGAUGUGGAGCCUGUCGUCACUGACUUUGCCGCCACGGGUCGGACUGGCCGGCGAAAUGCCAUGCCGGAUAUCUUAGGAUCCACCGCAGGCCCCGGAGCAGCAGACCUGCCAAACAAACUUGCUGAGCUUUCUGUUGGAGAUGAUGGUGGUCAGGAAGGAGAGGGGUCAUCCUCAGGUGACCCGACCAAGGACGCGGGUGAGGACAAAGCAGAGGGAACAUAACUUCACUCAUUGCUACCCUGAACUGAACUCAAGAGAGGAGCCAAGACACCAGUGGUCUAUCAUGGUCUACCUCUUCUCUGAACCUAAUGACCAAUCUACUGUUAUGGCCACGCUCUGAGCUAUGCAAGGCCACUCUGAAGCAGGCCAGUGGAGGAGGAUGCCCAUCACCCAGCAGAGCCCCUUUGAAACCCCCCUUACUUUCAAAGGGCCAGCAAAUGGUUCAAAUUUCCUAUCUGGGUGACAUUGGUCUACAUCUGUGUCUCAAAAAGACAAAAGCAGCCAGUGCUUAAUAGUGGGCUGAAGUUCUUGUGGAAACAGAUAGGACAUUAUUUCCCUAGUUUAAAAAAGGGACCUCAUGAUUUAUUUACAGAAAUCGUCACUGAAUGUUGAUAUGUAGAUGUAAGAAUGUCCAAUUUUUUGCACAACAGAAGUCAAAACAUUCCAUUUGGUCAUGUAAGUACAAUUCUGACGUUUGGUUUGUGGUCAGCGCCACAGCAUCUACUUUGUGGGUUUUUUACUGUAAAAAUGUGCUUUGUUAAGAUUUUUGUGACAGGUACUUGUGUGAAGAUGUUUUUGUGUGUAAAUAUGGAGUACAUUAUGUCUACUGACUUUUCAUUGUCGGCUACUGUUGACUUGUGUCUGAUGUUGUACUGCUGAGACUGUAAACAUCAGUGUUGUUUGUUAAGUCAGUGUUAUGACUUGUCUGCGUUCAAGGCAUUUACGUUUUCCUCAGUGAUGUCAAUAGCAAAGCAAAAGAAAACAGUUCAAGGAAGAUGCUGUCGGUUUAGACUUUGAUCUAUUUUCCGUGUUCAUUCUCUGUGUUAACAUAGGUCUGUACACUUAAAGAAGAACCUGUGUGGAAUCUUGUUGUUUCUCUGUUAACUUUGCUCUGAAUCCACCUUAAUGUCCCUUGUAAGUUAUGUACAAAAUGCCAUGAUGCUGUAAAAUAAAUCCUGUACUUAGUUUU
Pygocentrus nattereri (red-bellied piranha) is the source of this 1375-nucleotide messenger RNA. RefSeq names its product protein kinase (cAMP-dependent, catalytic) inhibitor beta. Gene Ontology annotation, biological process: negative regulation of cAMP-dependent protein kinase activity. Gene Ontology annotation, molecular function: cAMP-dependent protein kinase inhibitor activity. Gene Ontology annotation, cellular component: cytoplasm; nucleus. The record is from RefSeq and is a predicted model, not a curated record. The transcript is spliced from 3 exons. The coding region runs from base 181 to 408 and encodes 75 amino acids. Lineage: Eukaryota; Metazoa; Chordata; Actinopteri; Characiformes; Serrasalmidae.